AUGUCUUCGCAGCCUCCUGGGACUUUCCUACCAAAUACGAAGGUGACAGUUGGCAGUCACAAAGUCUACAUCGAGAAAUACCUUUCUGAGGGGGGAUUUGCGCAUGUAUACGUGGUUCGUAUCCCACGAGAGAACAAUAAGCAUGAGCUUGCCGUGCUCAAGCGGGUCGCGGUGCCCGAUAGAGAGCAUUUGGCGAGCAUGAGAACAGAGGUCGAGACCAUGAAGAAACUCAAGGGCCAUGCCAAGAUCGUCACAUACUAUGACAGCCAUGCAAGUCAGCUCAAGGGUGGAGGCUAUGAGGUUUUCCUGCUCAUGGAGUACUGCAAUGGAGGCGGUCUGAUCGAUUUCAUGAACACUCGCUUGCAGCACCGAUUGACCGAGCCGGAGAUCCUCAAGAUAUUUGGCGAUUGUGCAGAAGGCGUGGCUACGAUGCACUACCUGAAGCCUCCCUUGUUGCACAGGGACUUGAAAGUCGAGAACGUCUUGAUUUCAAAAUCAACCAAUGGAUCUCCAGUAUACAAGAUCUGCGAUUUCGGCAGCGCCGCACAACCACGACCUGCGGCAAAGACAGCAGAGGAAGGAAGGCUGAUCGAAGAAGAUGUGCAGAAGCAUACUACAAUGCAAUACCGCAGUCCUGAAAUGAUCGACGUUUGGAGAAAGCAGCCGAUCAAUGAGAAGGCGGAUAUCUGGGCCCUUGGCGUGCUCCUCUACAAAUUAUGCUACUACACCACUCCUUUUGAAGCGGUCGGGCAGAUGGCUAUCUUGAAUGCUUCGUUCAAGUACCCUUCCUACCCUCCAUUUUCUGAUCGACUCAAGAAGCUGAUAGGCUGGAUGCUCAAGGAAGACCCGGGAAAUAGGCCAAAUAUCUAUCAAGUCAUCAAAGAGGUGUGCAGUAUGCGUGGAUCCGAGAUUCCGAUCAAGGACAUCUACGCCAAUCGAACUCAUUCAGAAGCCCGGAGAAAUGAGGCGCUACCAUCACCAGACGCAGUGUCCACUGCUCCAGUAGGUCUUCAGAAGACUGCUCCCCAAGUCCAGGUCCAGCAGAUCCCGGAAAUAACUCCCAUGCGACGAGGCAGAUUACCAGCACCAACCCAACAGGCCGCUGCUCCCGCAAAACCAGCUUCGUCUCCAGCGAGGGAUGACCCAUUUGCAGCACUGGAUCAUAAGAACUACGAUGUUCGGGCUGGCGCAGUAGAUGAGCUAUCAAAACGCUUCCCAUCCGUGGAUGAAUUCUCUAUUGCAGUUGAUGGCGGAAAGUUCGCUUUCCCGCCGACUUCACCUCCAGUUACCUCGACCAAGACUGAUGAUCCGAAGAGUUUAAAUCAACGAGUGACCAAUGCGUUGGCCGAUGAGGUAUUUUCACCAAAGCUUUCAGGAUCGCCAGUGCCUGCUUCAAGCUCGAAGGCUUCACGCGUUCCCACGGAAUUCGCAUCUGGACGAGUUGCACAAAAGGUCGAGACCGCACAAGCUUCUCCAGGAAAGAGCGAAUUUGCUGGCACCUCGUCAGGGAAGGAGCAUUCUUCGCGGCCGGUCGCACAACAAGUGCAACAAUUCAAUCAGAUCGAGCAGCCAUUACCCAUCCGCCCAGGAUUCAACUACAAGACUACCGCAGUUGGAUCAUCGCCACCUCCAGGUGCUACAAAGAAGCUACCCAAUGUCAAUGAUAGACCGAUCUGGCGAGUACCGGAGUCCAGUCGCCCAUCGAGCCAGUCUCGCGCUUCAGAAGAGGCACAAGCCGUGGAAUCAUCCCUCAAGCCAAGCUUGCCGCCCACACAAAGACCUGGUCUCCUGGAUGUGCAUCGCCCUAAAUCACAGAUUGGUACUCUGGCUGUCGAUCAUUCUUCGAGCUCUUCUCGUCCGUCCCUUGAAGGAGGGCGUCCAUCUGCGCAUGAGCUUGCGGAUGCUGGGAUUCACAGGGCCAAAUCACUCAACGCUCGUUCCAGGCCGACAAGCAUGUAUGUAAGCUCAAACAUGGACUAUCUCCGAGACCAAGAGCAGCAACGCAAACGCCCUUCCUUGGAGAUAAGGAGGCACAGCCGACACGCCUCGCAAGGCAGGGACCCUAUAUCAGACGAGGCAGCCAUUGAGGACGAUAUGGAAUUUCUGCGAGACGGUGAAGUAAGUUCAGACCAUAGGAAGAUGCUCAAAGGCUCGCAUCAUAGGAAAAGACCAAGCCUUGGCGAGAUCGGAAAGAAAUUUGGCAAUGCAUUCAAGCGAUUUGACAACAAUGAUAGCAAGCGUACACAACAAGGAUUUGCCACUCCGGAGACACAUAACACCGGCGACGGGCCGCAGAUGCUUUCUCCUAUCACAGGUUCCGAGGCGACGCCCAGCAGGCAUUCGGACAUGAAUUCUGAUAUUGAUGAGACGGAAGACCUACCACCUGAUGUGAAGCGUGAACUCGAGCGGCAAAGUUUGGCCGCUGAGGAGAAGAGGGUGACUGCCGCGGCCGAGGAAUAUCGUGCGAGAGUCGCGAAUCAAGGGCCGGGUAAUGCCAUACCUUCUCGAGCGAGUACAAUACAGAAGCGUGUGCAGUCACUCCUUGAUGAAGGAAGGCAAUCACCACAGCCACGGAGAACUGCUGAAGGCUACGGUCGCUACACAGAGUCAUCUGACCCAAUAACGACGCCUCCUCCGCCUGCAGCCUCUUCCACAGAAUCGGCACCUCUGCAGCGAGUUGUGUCAAGACCUAGUGCUCCGCCUAAGCCAACAGUGUUGAGAACUGGUGGGGUUUCUGAUUCCCGAGCACCAACCAAGCCAACACAGGAUCCGGUCAAGGCGGUGCAACCUGAGCAAACAGAUGUAGAGAGCUUCUCGAAAAGGUAUCCCAGCCUAAAUAUCGAGAUGGUCGAGACUGAGAUUGGUAGCGAGAGAAGGACGAUGCGGGUUAAGGAGAUAUAGGCCGCUAUAUGUAUUGAUCAUGAGGAUAUGAACCUGAUGGUUCGUCCGCCUUGGAACGGAGGAUCACAGUCCACUGUU
Pseudocercospora fijiensis CIRAD86 is the source of this 2979-nucleotide messenger RNA. RefSeq names its product ARK kinase. Gene Ontology annotation, cellular component: cytoplasm. Gene Ontology annotation, biological process: protein autophosphorylation; peptidyl-threonine phosphorylation; actin filament organization. The transcript has 3 exons. Lineage: Eukaryota; Fungi; Ascomycota; Dothideomycetes; Mycosphaerellales; Mycosphaerellaceae. Gene Ontology annotation, molecular function: ATP binding; protein serine/threonine kinase activity. The record is from RefSeq and is a predicted model, not a curated record. The coding region runs from base 1 to 2901 and encodes 966 amino acids.